Molecule: messenger RNA, 504 nt
Organism: Neohortaea acidophila
Lineage: Eukaryota; Fungi; Ascomycota; Dothideomycetes; Mycosphaerellales; Teratosphaeriaceae
Product: ubiquinol-cytochrome C reductase hinge protein-domain-containing protein
Exons: 5
Coding region: 1-504 (167 amino acids)
Biological process (GO): mitochondrial electron transport, ubiquinol to cytochrome c
Source: RefSeq, a predicted model, not a curated record
AUGGGGUUCGUGGACUACCUGUCCGACCUCUAUGCCUCCCUGACCAUCCAAUCCGCCGAGGCCGAGGAGCAGCAGAAGGAAGAGUCUUCUGAUUCCAAGGAAGAAGGCGGAGAGGAGGGCGAGGAAGGCAAGGGGAAGGAGUCUGAAGAGGGCGGUGACGAAGAAGAGUCCGGAGGUGACGACAGCGGCGAGGGCGAAGACAAGGAGGAGGGCGGAGAAGAUGGUGGUGAGGAGGGCGGAGAUGACCAGGGAGGAGACGAUGAUGAGGAAGAGGAGGAAGAGGAGGAGGAGCCCGAAGACCCGCUGCCCAAGCUCGAAGAGGAAUGCCUGAAGACCGCCGCAUGUGCUCCGCUGAAACGACACUACGACGAGUGCGCCGAGCGCGUGCAGCAGCAGGAGGAAGAGAAGGGCAAGGCCGAAGAGGACUGUGUCGAAGAGUUCUUCCACAUGAUGCACUGCGCGACCCAGUGCGCUGCACCCAAGCUAUUCCGCCAGUUGCGAUAG